GCUAACCGUUGGAAUCGACGACAGGAAACGACCACAUUGUCUCUGAUUGCUGCAUAUGCAUUUCCUAAUUACUCCGUGGUGACGAUGGAAGCGGACGGAUGAAGAACAGUGUAUUGCCGCUAUUUUAAUAAGAAUUGGUAUGAGUUGGCCCCUCCAGUCAGAAGUACAGUCUUUCCUGAAUUUGGCGUUCACUGCUGCAGACAUCCAGAUGCAAAAUACAUGAGCAUUAGUCUGAACGUUGACGAUGUGGUGAAUUUCACAACAGCAGUGUUAGAUAGAACACUGGACAAUCCUCAGUAUGAGUUAGCUUUAUGCCUUGCACCAAUUUAUGACAAUGAAACCAAGUGGUUAAUGUUGGCAGAGCUAUUUGAGCAUUAUAAACUGCAAGGAGUGGAGCAUUUCUACCUUUACAUCAAAGAUAUAGACAACUACUCUCGUAAGCUUGUCGACGAUUAUGUGAAGAGCGGAGAAGCUGAAGCAAUUUACUUUAGAGAAGAGCACGAUAGGCUGGGAUAUAAAUGGCAAUUUGCUGGAGUAGAAGUAAUGUUCAAAACACUUUCAUUAUAG
Messenger RNA from Strongylus vulgaris, 567 nucleotides. NCBI's taxonomy places the organism in Eukaryota, Metazoa, Nematoda, Chromadorea, Rhabditida, Strongylidae. The record is from the annotation of a GenBank genome assembly.